CUUCUGCGUUCACGGGGCGCGGAACUACGCGACGAAGACCCUGGUCGGGGCUGAUGACGUCACCCCCAGAUUUUGGGGGUAAACGUACAAUUUUACCAUGGGUCGGGAGGUAAAGUAACAUGCUUGUCACUUUAGGAAAUUUCCAAAUAUUUUAUGUUUUGUUUUCAAUAAAAAGCUAUUUAUAUUGCGCCAAAAUAUGGAGUAAAAAAGUCGCAAGAGUUCACAGGAAAGCAUCAUGUAUUAUGUAUCGAGUCUCAUAUUGCAUACCAUGCGUCGAAUAAAGCUCGAAUUUCAAAGAGCACGCUCGAAACCGCUCAGUUUAAUCGAGUCGAUGGCUAGCAAAGACACGCCGAAAAAAUUUUACAAGAAACAAACCGAUUCGACUGGUAGUAUUUCUCGCUGUAGACUGUGUAACUCUGUUACUAACCCGAAACACUGCAGGAAUUUGUUUCGUUCUCAAAAUCAGGCGGUUCUACGCAACGCCGAGCGUAUUUAUGGUGGUAAAUUGCCACAAAACGAUAGCCUUCCUCACCUAAUUUGCGCGCCUUGUGAUCGGAGACUAACCAACGCGAUAAAGUUCAAGACCGUUAUCGAGGAAACUCAGCGCGUGUUACAAGAAUCUAUCCGAGCAAAACGUUGUGUUGAUGUAUCGCCUUCGGUCAAUAAACCGCCUGCUAAAGUUCAUUUAGUUGGAACUCCGCGACGUCGCAGCAUCGACUUUAACAUCAGCCAAGGUGAAUCAGAGUCGAGUCUCACUUCAUCGCCACCACCUUUAACUAGUGAUGAUCAAAUCUUAGCUGUGGCAAACAAAGAACUGAUUCAUGUUGCCAGAAGGAGUCAGCCAUCUGUCCUUAGACAAAGAGGCUUUGAUGGAAUGUCUGCAGACACCUGGAUGUCAGAGGUGCUAGGAGAGUUGUCAACAAGAUGUCCAACUGUGAACAACAUCCUAUGUACUCUGUUGGAAAGCUCCCUAUAUCCUGCAAAGAAGAAUCCUGCUAUCUGCCUUAUUUAUGGCAUUAUUAACUUCCUGCGGUGCCAUGAAUCAAGCAGAAUUCAACGCAUUAAUUCAGUUUUGCUAAUAGAAGGCCAGGCAUCUGUAAAUCUGAUUGCCUGUCUACAUAAAUAUGGAUUAUGCCUGGAGCCGAAAAUGAAAUACCCAAUUCUGGAAGACAUUGGCAAGCACUUCAUCGACCGAGCAGCAGAAUUAGUUAAAAGUGGACUUUCCUUUGUUUAUGUUUUGGACAAUAUUGAUUGGGAAGAGAAAGCCCAUGAUAUGAGGCAGGAUGUCCAAAACCGAAGUGUCCAUGCUGUGGCAACAAGUAUUGUGUUCAACCGGGUUCCUGAUAAGGGAUUGCUUGAUUCUGGUCCACAGCAAUUUCUGAAAGAUUGCGAUGUCCAUCAACUUGUGGAAAUCAAUCAACUAGAAUCUGAUGCAAUUCGGAACCGGUACAAAAUACUUGUUGCCAACAUUUUGUUUGAUCAGUUCCCUGCUUUUGCAAUGUUCAGAGACUAUAUACCUGCGAGAACUAACUGUGAGUAUGAAAAGGAGAUGGCAAGAAAGUCAGAAGUCUUAACAAUGCCUGUAGUGAUGAAAGACGAAAAAAAGUAUUCUGACUGUGUUGAUGUCUUGGAUCAACUUGAAAAGUGGACACACGAGAUCUAUGCAGCAGCUGGACUAUGUUCCCUAGACCCUGAUACAUUGGAAGAUGUUACUCCCACAAUUGGAACCACAUCCAGGCCUGACCAACCUGCUUCUCAUGUCCCACCAGUUCAUUCUAACAGCGAUCCAUUGCAUGGGGUGAAAAUCCCAUGUUUUGGUGAUCAACUCACAAGGACAAUUUUCAAAAAGCUGUACAAGAAUUCAGGAAGAGAAAGGGGAACACUUUGCUUUUUUAGAGAGAAGUUAUAUCGCAGAAAUGUGACGGUUGACGUUAAACACUAUGAGGACUGUGAGCAGCUGUUCUUCAGUGUUGGUAAGUGCUUUGUUAUCGAAGCCCUAUUGGAAUUUUUCCAAAUGGAUGAUGAUAAGUGCAAACCAACAGUGAACGGUCCUCAUAGUGUUUACGUCUUAGAAGAAAGCUACAUGAAGACAUAUAUCAAUGAGACUCUAGAAAAGUUUCUCAAUGAAUAUAUUUUCCAUGGGGAAAUUGAGGUGACCGAUGGUGUUUGGUGCUAUGGUGUCAACAUUCUUAAAUCUUUCAUGGUGCUUGCUGAUUUCAAGAAUGCUGUUUCCUCUGGCAAUGGUGAAUAUAUUUCAAUCCUUAGGAAGCAGCUGUUGACCCAUUUCUUUGCAACACCUGGAUUUAAUGAAUUUGCCAUUGAAAUGUUGAUCAACAUCUUCCAGGGUGAGGUGUUAUUGUCGGAAGCUGAGGCUCAUCGCUGCAAAUGGGCUGCCACAGUUAACUGGAGAGGUGGCAUUGGUCGCAACAUUGAGAUUGAUCUCUUUCAGGAGAAUAGAAACUGCGAGAUGAAGAAGUUGAUCAGGUCAAUGGGUGCCAACAAGACAGAGAGAGCAAUUGAGAGAGCAAGUAAAGCAUCUGGAGGUGUUGCGAAGAUUGUUGAAGCAUUUGAAGAGCAGGUGAAUAUUUCCAAAAAAUCAGGAUCCCACACCCACAAAUCAUCCACUGAGGAUGAGAAAGUUAUUAGUAGGGACUUGAGAGGCUUAAGGCCUUUUAAGGAAGAAGAUGGUCGAUCAUUUGAGAGCUUUGAUGGCAUCUCACAUGAUCCAACCCAUUCAUUGGAUGAAAUUAAAUUUAAGGAAUGGAUUGAUCGCCACAAGAAAAACAUUGCAAUGCACUAUCCAGUUGAACAAUCUAGUCAGGAUGAGUGA
This is a messenger RNA of Dendronephthya gigantea, 2830 nucleotides long. RefSeq lists its product as uncharacterized. The transcript has 4 exons. Gene Ontology annotation, molecular function: zinc ion binding. NCBI's taxonomy places the organism in Eukaryota, Metazoa, Cnidaria, Anthozoa, Malacalcyonacea, Nephtheidae. Gene Ontology annotation, cellular component: nucleus. Bases 236 to 2830 code for a protein of 864 amino acids. The record is from RefSeq and is a predicted model, not a curated record.